GAGAGAAAUGUGGCCAGGAGAGGAAUGCCGCACAACUUUACGAUGAGGAGGAACCGGAAGAGAGCCUCGAGUCGUCACAGAAUCGACGACUGAUUAUGACGCGCGUCCGCACGCGGUGGCAUUUCUCUCGUCUCCUCCUGUUGUUCUCUUCCUCCGGAGCCCUUCAGGCACAUCACUACCUGACCCUUCUCCUUCUCGGCCUUACCUCACUCCACACAACCUUAACGUGUGACGAGAAGACGAGGCCCCAGAGCCGUGACCUGAGCACGCUUCCCCGUUACCUUGAAAUACAGAGACACUCGAAGUGGAUAGACCUCGGCGUUACCGGAGUGAUUCCGGAAUGGAUGCAACGCGAAAACGAAGCUUUAAGCAUGGCUGGUCAAAGUGCUAGCGACGUGGCCAAUAACGAUCAUCCCAGUGAUUCGCUAAAAACUCAAUGGAACCACGAUGGAUUCGAUCCGUUAAUAACAAAACGAGCUUAUUUCAACGAUGAUAUCUUCGCAAGCCGUGUUAACGAUCGAGUGUAUUCUAAAUACGCAAAUUAUUAUUCGAAACGGAAAUCUGACGAUCGAUUAAGUAAUCCUGCGAAAACUCGACAAGUUCGUAACGGAAGCAAUUUUCAAAGUAUGAAGCAGCGUGAAGAAAGUGCGAAGAAAUGGUUGAGUAAUCUGAUCAAAAAACGACAUGACGUGCCAAAGCUUCAAGUUACUCCUUAUUACUUGGUGAAUCAGGCUGUGAACAAAGUUCAUUUUCGCGAUAGUGAUAAUGAAGCAAGCGUAACAAUUUUAAAUGGACCUCGCCGAAGUGCCAGCAAUCUACCCGAGAGUUCCGUUCACGAUCGCGAUGCCGAGGAGGCAUUAAUCGACGUUCCGAUCGAUCAGUUGGAUUCGCGCGAGGCUCCAAGUGUCAGUUAUCCGACGAGGAAUCGACGAGAUCGUAAUGAAGUCAGUUUCAAGGCAGAACGAGCGAAUCUAAACGGUGAUAAUUUAUUCGAAACUCCCGUUAAUUAUGCGAAUAAACGCACAAGCAAUUAUUCGGCCCAUCGAAGUUCACGAAGGAGUGAGGUCUCAAGCCGAUUGAGCAAGAGCGAUAUUGACGAGCAUCACGAUAAUCUCGCGAGUGAUCGAAGCGGGAUUGUCGGCUUCUGGACCGCGAGACAAACUCAUUUAAACCGUCGCAAUAUACAUGCACUUGAUAAUCGAAGCGACGGUGCACGCAAAUUUGGAAGCCAGGCCGACCGGCUUUACAAAAGCGACGAUAUCGUAAUAAAUGACGUUCGUAAUGAGUUCACGAACGCGAACACGAACGAUUCAGUCAAUGCAAUCGCGAUUGACGCGGUUGCCGAUGACUUCGACAUUGGCACCAUUUCAAUCGAGAAUCAAAACCCAAUCGAACUCAAUGGAAUUUCGGAAAUUGAGAAUCGGACUGAUGUCAACUCGGAGUACGUCGAUAGUUUCUUGGAUCUCAGUGCGGAAAUUUCCCCGGCGAAUUGUCGUAACGUCGCGUGCUCCAAGUCGAGUGGUGGCGACGUAUCGAUGAUUAAAAUAAAGAAGUUUGGUGAAACGACGGAAUCCCAAGAAGAUCAAGAGUACGAGGACGAAGAUCAUUUUCAGCGAGUAGGCGAAAUAACGGCGAUGCCUGGUAACGACAGUAAUACCGAUAUCGACAGCGAAGCGCCUUUCACUGGCUUCGAGGGCUCUCAGAAAUUUCCCGUAAAAAUCAAUCACAAGUCGCCGCCGAUGCCGCCGCAAGUUGAAAAGUUUGACAGGCGACACUUCGGCCCGCACAAGGAAGACGUAGUAUUUGAAGAAACAUCUACAUGGUCCCCGAGUAUCCUGCUUCCCGAUCUACCAAAGAGUCCCAGCAAAAACGUGCUUCAUCGCAAAACGAAUGAUCACAUUUCCAACGACGACGUAAACGAGAUGGACAAAACGGACAAUAGAAGUGAAGAGACGACGGAGAUGGACGAGAAGCGGAAUAAUACUUACGACGAAUCAUGGCUACCCGGCACCGAAAUAUCGGGAGGACAUUUGUCGGGCUUCUCAGAUGUCGGGAACUCCGACGAAAAAUUCGCAGUGACGUCGAACAUCGCAGAUAGUGAAUUUGAAAACGCGACGCGCGACAGGAACGAUUCCGACAGCAGGACGAAGAUCGACGUAACGAUACCUAGUGUGAGACCGAUAGAGAAAAUAAAUAUAACUAUCCUGGGUCUCUUUGAGAUGACACACAGGGCAGUACCGAGACUGGAAGGUUCCAGUGAACUUCAAGCGGCUAAAUUGGCGGUUGAGCGUGUCAACGAAUUGGAUAUCUUAAAGCGCUUUCGUCUGCGGCUUAUUUAUAAUGAUACUAAGUGCGAUUCUGGAGUGGCUGUGGACAGAUUCUUUCACGCGUUGUAUUCAACGAGGAAGAAACACUUGAUGCCGUUCCUGCUCGGUACAGCUUGUUCCGAAGUCACCGAGACUCUGGCCAAAAUUGUUCCUUAUUGGAACGUGAUCCAGGUAUCAUUUGGCUCGACGGCACCAGCACUCUCAGAUUCCAACGAGUUCCCCCUAUUUUUGCGAACCGUUGCACCGGAUUCGAGUCACAAUCCAGCCAGGAUAGCAUUGAUCAAACACUUUGGAUGGGACACCGUCACCGCGCUUUCGCAAACAGGCGACAUGUACUCCUUGGCAGUGAAUGAUCUGGUCACGGAACUGGAACAGGCGAAUAUCACGUGCACCGCAACUAUCACAUUCGCCGAGAACGAUUACAAGGAACAGCUACGAACCUUAAAGGAAUUGGACACUAGGAUCAUUAUUGGAAGUUUUUCACCGCAAUUGGCGCAACGUGUCUUCUGUGAGGCCUGGAAACUCGGGAUGCACGGCGGCGAUUACGCGUGGAUUUUGCCAGGUGAAACCAUCGACUCCUUAGGGAUAACGGGCAAUUGGUGGAAAGUCGGCGGAGAGUGUUCGCCUUCUCAGCUGUCACAGACUCUGGAUGGUUUAAUCAUCGUCAAGAGCCACGCUACGGUUGUAGGAAAUGAGACCAGCGUCUCGGGACUGACCAGCAAGAAAUUUACUUCGGAGCUGAAUAAUACAGGCGUCGUACACUCGAAAUUCGCGAGUCAAACCUAUGAUGCCGUAUGGGCCAUGGCACUCGCCCUCGCAAAAACUGAAGUCCUUCUAAAUCGACGAAACGAGAGUAUGGCGCAGUACGCUCACACGAGGAAGGACCUCACCAAGCUUUUAUUGAAGCAGCUUAAGGAUCUGCGCUUUAUCGGAGUUUCGGGUCCGGUUUCCUUCGACGAUGCAGAUCGCGUUGGCAUCACAGCGUUUUAUCAGAUGCAUGGACACGAUAUUAAGAGAAUAGCUAUCUAUACUCCUGAAGAUGAGAAACUGAUAAUGAACUGUCCAGGAUGUGAGGCUACAAGAUGGCCCGAAGGGCAAGUACCAGCGGCUCGCAGGGUCUUUCGAUUACGAAUGGUGACAGUGGCACCCGCCGCGUUCCUCGCUAUCACUUGCAUCGCCAGUGUCGGUGUUACCUUGGCGCUCGCUUUUCUAGCCUUUAAUCUUCACUUUCGCAAGCACAAAAGCAUAAAACUUUCAAGCCCGAGGCUGAAUAAUAUGGCAGCCGUUGGCUGCGGCCUGGUCUACGGUGCUGUUAUACUUUUGGGACUGGACGACGCCACGCUUCCCGACAGCGAUGGUUAUUAUCCUACGGUGUGCAAGGCAAGAGUGUAUCUACUAUCGGCUGGCUUCUCUCUAGCUUUUGGCUCGAUGUUCACGAAGACUUAUCGGGUACACAGAAUCUUCACCAGAAGCCGAAGCGGAGUCGUCAAGAACAAGCUGCUCCAGGAUACGCAGCUGAUAUUCUUGAUCUGCAUGCUCCUGGUGAUCGAUGUCGUCGUAGUGACCCUAUGGGUAAUUUUGGACCCGAUGCAACGUCAUCUACAAAAUCUUACCCUAGAAAUAAGCCCACAGGACCGAGGGGUCGUCUAUCAGCCUCAGGUAGAGGUAUGCCGUUCGCAGCAUACGAACGGCUGGUUAAGCGCUCUCUACGUUUACAAAGGUUUAUUACUCGUAGUCGGAGUCUACAUGGCUUGGGAAACAAGGCACGUAAAAAUUCCAGCCCUAAACGAUUCGCAAUACAUCGGUAUGAGCGUGUAUUUCGUGGUAAUCACGUCGGGUAUCGUCGUAGUGCUAGCCAAUUUGAUGUCCGAUCGCGCGACCCUGGCCUUUGUCACGAUCACUGCCCUGAUUCUGGCCUCGACUACGGCGACCCUGACGCUUCUCUUUUUGCCCCAAUUGGCGAAUAUCCUGGCAGGAGAGAGAGCCGAUCCGGUCGUGCAAAGUCUUGGUCUCAAGAUCGAAUGCAACACACGUAGAUUCGUCACUGACGACAGAAGGGAGCUACAAUAUCGUGUGGAGGUGCAAAACCGAGUUUAUCGUCGUGAGAUGGCACAGCUGGAAUUGGAAUUGGCUAGAUUGGAGAAACAACUGGCACAGGAGCCAGUAGAGCCGUCACACACCUCAUCAAGCGCCUCGAUCCCACAACGAAAUCCAAGUAUUGGAGGCGGUUUACCUCUUUUGUUACUCAGUGUUCUUCCGCCGGUUAUCCCUCGAGCUAGCUGGCCUUCCGCAGAUUCGUCCGGCAUACGUCGCGGUACCGUAGCAUUUAGCAGUCAACCGGAUCUGGAGCCCGACGAUCCCAGACAAAGCCUGGCCGACCUUUACAAGCUACAUCGUCGCCGGGAGACCGAGGGUCCAAAUCGGCUGGGCGUUUUUCAACGACUCUUCAGUCUCUUCGGCAGCAGGCCGAGUAGCAGAAAGACCUCCACAGCAUCGUUCACCGGGGUUGCAUCAGCGCUUCGAGUCCAUAUGGGCUACAUCGCUGGUUUAGUGCCCGGCGCGAAAGCUGCCUCUACUUGCCAAGUCGAUGCCCAAGGCACUCAUUCACCUCAUACACGAUGCGGUUCAGGACCAAUAAUUAGCAUUACUAGCGAGGAAGACCGUAGGUUAAGCUUAGUAGGACUACGUCGCAAGGAAAGUAGCGAGCCUAAAGUAAAUUUCAGUCUACCGCCACAGACGAGCACGAGCCAGUCAUCUUCUCGAGAAAAGAUACGCGGCUCACCUCGGUUUCCUCAUCGAAUAAUUCCAGCGAACAGUUUAAGCGCCAUUGCACAAGGUACAUCGGUUACGAGACCGCAUCGUUGGCAUUCGAUGGAUGAUGCGACGAAACCGAAGGUUACCCAAACAACAACUCGUGGUUCGUGCAGUCCCAACUCCGACGUAUGGACCGCGAGCGAGAUCAAGGUUUCUUUCAGCGAGGCCAAUACUGUCAGAGUCAAGAAACCACCGGAUUCUUUAGUCUUAACUAUCCCCGUAGAUUCAAAGAUGAGUCCAAUCGAUACAAGACUGGGCAGCGAUCUAAGAAAGCUAUUCAGAGAAAACGAUAGCGAAGAGGCAGUCAGUCCUGCUGAACACGAACUAAAGACGAUGCAGUCGAGUUCGUCGUCCUCUUCGUCCAUGAAAAUAAUCGGUGAUUCUGCAUCUUUAAAGAACGAUUCCACCCCAGAGACUCGACACGAUAUCGUACCGAAUUUCCGUCAAGAAUCAAAGCCUCGUCCAACGAGUCCAGUGAUCUCGAUAAUCGAUAUGGAUAACCCAGAGGAGGAAUCGAAUACUGAUGUCGAUAGUAAUGUCAGUACUUCCUGCGAAGAGAAGCGAUCGACUCCUGUAACGUAAAAUAUUGCACGUAACAAUUUCGUCUAAGUGAUAUAAAGUGUAUUAAAGUUUAAGAGAAAAGAUAUAUGAGGAAAAAACUUACGUUGAUUUUCUCGUGGUCUAUUUGCAACAUCUAAUAUUUCAAAGUCCUUCCGAAAGUGGGACAGCGAUUCUAUCAAAAUUCCUAAUUAUCGUAGCCGCUUAGACAAUCUAACACGAAUUGAAAAUUUCUAUUUAGAUGUUUCAUGUGAUAGACGAAGGAAAAUUAUCAUGCAGCAUGAUAAGAGAUAAUUAAAGUUAUCGAGGCGCAAUAUAUAUUAGGAUUUUCGUAACAGAGUCUGUGCAAUAUAUUAUAUAUAAUAAUAAAAUAUAGCGUACAUUAGCUAGCUUUAAAUCAAUAUGUCAAAAAUCGAGUAGAUCUUUCGAUAGUCAAUUCAAAAUCCAACGUUAAAUAAUGUUAAUGUUGUUUAACAAUUAUUUAUUAAGCGUUACAUGAUUCAGUCGGAAACUGUGCAAUGGAACAUUAUAAAAUCGACAUUGUUAAUGCAAUAUAGAUUAUCAAAGGGAAAAGACAAUAUGGACAUCCGGCUCAACUUGUCGUGAGAAUUGACUUUAUUUGUGCUCAAAUCAAUAAGCGGAAUAGUGCGUCAAGAUUGUGCGGAGACUCUUCAAAGUGGCGUAUGUGUAAAGUAAAUGCGAUGAUCAUGAACCAAUCGCAAUGUAAUCUUAAACAUGUGUGUUCGCUAGUAACUGUGCCAAAAAAAAAGAAAAAAAAGAAAAGAAUAGCAAAUUUUAAGACCCGUAAGAGUAUACGUUUGUCUUGGAGGAUUAUAAAAGG
This is a messenger RNA of Atta colombica, 6540 nucleotides long. RefSeq lists its product as uncharacterized. The record is from RefSeq and is a predicted model, not a curated record. Gene Ontology annotation, cellular component: membrane; G protein-coupled receptor heterodimeric complex. Gene Ontology annotation, biological process: gamma-aminobutyric acid signaling pathway; G protein-coupled receptor signaling pathway. Lineage: Eukaryota; Metazoa; Arthropoda; Insecta; Hymenoptera; Formicidae. The coding region runs from base 96 to 5723 and encodes 1875 amino acids. The transcript is spliced from 19 exons. Gene Ontology annotation, molecular function: G protein-coupled GABA receptor activity.